Gasterosteus aculeatus aculeatus (three-spined stickleback) is the source of this 1798-nucleotide messenger RNA. It is a transcript of the gene gpatch4, whose product is annotated as G patch domain containing 4. Gene Ontology annotation, cellular component: nucleolus. NCBI's taxonomy places the organism in Eukaryota, Metazoa, Chordata, Actinopteri, Perciformes, Gasterosteidae. The record is from RefSeq and is a predicted model, not a curated record. Gene Ontology annotation, molecular function: nucleic acid binding.
ACGAGAAGAAGAAAAAGAGGUCGGGACCUUCGUGACGUGUUUCCGGUGUCAUGUCAGCUAGCUGGUGAAACCUCAUGGCUAGCGGCUGCGUGAACGCGUUUAUUCGUCUUCAGUUGGGAUGAUGCAGUUGUGUUGAGUCCAGACGGACAGAGAUGGCAGAAGUCGUACCAGAGAAAAGUCGCGGCUUGAAGUUUGCAGAGCAGCAGCUCCUGCGUCACGGAUGGGAAUACGGUAAAGGACUGGGCCGAGGAGAGAACGGCUUACCGGAGGCCAUCAAGGUCAAAGUGAAAUGUGACAAAGGAGGGGUUGGUCACAAGGAAGGGGAUCAGUUCACCUUCCACUGGUGGGAUCAUGUCUUCAAUAAGGCUUCGUCCAGUCUGCAGGUGCAGUCUGAUCAGAACGGGAUUCAGUUGACGAAGACGGCGGAAGAAGGUGAAGGGGAUGGUGUGAUCUCCAAUAAAAAGCCAAGGAAAGCCGCUCUGGCUAAAGCCAAACUUUAUGGCUGCUUUGUCAAGUCAGCCACGCUGCUGUCUGGUACGGAGCAGCCCGAUCCGAAGCCUUCCUGCUCAGACAGCAGUAGCUCGGACGACGAGGACGACCAGAAACUGGAUCUCUCCAGCACCACAAAGCUCUCUGAUGCGGAUCUGAUGAAGGCUUGUGGAGGCCGCACGGCUCACAAAGGAGCCAGACAUGGCUUGACCAUGAAUGCCAAGUUAGCCAGGCUCGAGCAGCAGGAGGCUGAGUUCAUGGCAAAGUACGGCAAGAAGAGCCGACCGGCUAACGCUGCGCCGGUUUGUGUCACACAGACUCCGCCCACUGGCCGGUCAGCUGACCAGAGAGCUGAGAGGCGGGAAGAGACGCUGAGCGACUCUCAGAGGAAGAAGAUGGAAGAUAUUAGAUCCACCGGGAGCGAUAAUGAGCUAAACGAGUUGCCUGUAAGUCCUGACGUGGAUGUUAAACCCAAGAAGAAGAAGAAGAAGAAGAAAGCCAACGAGGGAGCUGAACAGAUAAGUGAUGCAGCUUCCUCUGAUGGGGAUGUGAUAUAUGUAGAAAACGGUGACUCAGACCACUCUCGUAAAACAAAAAGGAAACAUAAAAAGAAGAAACACAAUACACAGCAGGACGAAGAAGAAAGAACACUUUCACCUGCAGCAGCGAGCCAGGAGGAGCCUGCUGAGCUGCUCACAAAAGGGGGGAAGAAGAAGAAGAGGAGGGAGUCCUCACGCAGCGAACCUGAUGAGACCAACAACGCAGAAUCACAGCCGGUCUGCACACCAAAAUCCCAAAAAACAGAGGAAGACACAACUGUGAGGCAUAAAAGAAAAAAGUGUAAAAAAGACAAAUCCUACGCAGAUGAAGAUACAAACGAGGAGACACUUUGUCCAAAGAAGAGUAAAAAGAAGUCCAAAGUAGUUUAAAAGCUUUGGACCUGAAAAGAAGUUGUGAUUAUCUUGGUUGUGUUGAGCGAGGACCUUUUGUUGCUGGGCUCCUUGGUAUGACGAGCCUUUUUAAUUUAAUCUGAUCGGUAAUUCAGAGCAGUAACAAGGUUACAACCUCCAGAAAUGAUGCCUGAAUCCGUCACGGAGUUCGUGGGUCCGUGUUGGAGGAUUUUAGGGUAUGACACAAAUCAUUUGUCUUUGUUGACCACUAAAUGUAAAAUAUACAUUUUAGUAGAAAACCAAUAUGAAAUGUAGGGAAACUUUUUUGGGAUCUUUAACUCCUUUUUAUUGAACAGGUUUAACUGACGACAAAACAUGAACUUCUGCAGUUUAUUGGCAAAUUAAAUUUUUACAAAUAA